This is a messenger RNA of Clarias gariepinus (North African catfish), 1940 nucleotides long. RefSeq names its product mitochondrial chaperone BCS1 (gene bcs1l). The record is from RefSeq and is a predicted model, not a curated record. The transcript is spliced from 8 exons. Gene Ontology annotation, biological process: protein insertion into mitochondrial inner membrane from matrix; mitochondrial respiratory chain complex III assembly. Gene Ontology annotation, cellular component: mitochondrial inner membrane. Lineage: Eukaryota; Metazoa; Chordata; Actinopteri; Siluriformes; Clariidae. The coding region runs from base 224 to 1480 and encodes 418 amino acids. Gene Ontology annotation, molecular function: ATP binding; ATP hydrolysis activity.
AGGUCGCCAUGUGAUUUGUCCAAUGAGAUCGCGCUUGUAUGGGUUAGUAUGGACCUGCUGUGUAUCUGUCAUUCAAUGGAUUUAAUAAAACAUUAAAUGAUUUAAAGCAAACAGUAAGGUGCAAACGAUCCAGUGAAAUGCCAAUCUUAUUAACAAUGCACGCAGGAGAAGGGAAUCGAUACUGCUCCUGAUUGCUGACUGAUACCUUUUGCACAGCCCAAUAAUGACCUUUUCAGAUUUUUUGGGAGCUUUAAAGGACAACCCCUAUUUUGGGGCUGGUUUUGGACUAGUUGGUGUGGGCACAGCGCUUGCAGUUGCAAGAAAGGGGGCACAGAUUGGUAUGAUCUUCUUUAGGCGCAACUACAUGAUCACUCUUGAGGUUCCCAGCAGAGAUAAGAGUUACCACUGGUUGUUGAGCUGGAUCACUAAACAUGCCAAGCAUACACAACACCUCAGUGUGGAGACCUCAUACAUGCAGCAUGAGAGUGGACGGGUCCACACACAGUUUGAUUUCCACCCAAGUCCUGGAAACCACAUCAUUUGGUAUGGCAGAAAAUGGAUAAGAGUGGAGAGGACCAGAGAGAAGCAGAUGGUGGAUCUGCACACAGGAACACCUUGGGAAUCUGUUACCUUUACAGCCUUUGGCAGGGAUAGGCAAAUUUUCUUCAACAUAUUGCAGGAAGCACGAGAGCUGGCUCUAAAGCAGGAAGAAGGCCGCACUGUGAUGUACACUGCUAUGGGUGCAGAAUGGAGGCCUUUCGGCUUCCCCCGUCGUCGGCGCCCUUUGUCUUCUGUUGUCCUGGAGAAUGGAAUAGCUGAAAGGAUUGUGUGUGAUGUGAAGGAAUUUAUUAGUAAUCCAAAGUGGUAUACUGACAGAGGGAUUCCAUACAGAAGGGGGUAUUUAUUGUUUGGACCUCCAGGAUGUGGAAAAAGCAGCUUUAUCACGGCCCUCGCUGGCGAGUUGGGUUACAGCAUCUGCUUAAUGAGUCUGAGUGACCGCAGCCUUUCUGAUGACCGACUAAAUCACCUGCUGAGUGUGGCUCCGCAACAGAGCAUCAUUCUGCUGGAGGACGUGGACGCUGCAUUCGUCAGCCGAGAGCUGCUGCCAACUGAGAAUCCAAUGGCCUAUCAAGGAAUGGGAAGGCUCACAUUUAGUGGACUUCUUAACGCUCUAGAUGGAGUUGCUUCUUCAGAAGCUAGAAUUGUCUUCAUGACUACUAAUUUCAUUGAGAAACUUGAUCCAGCUUUAAUACGACCUGGUCGUGUGGACCUGAAGCAGUAUGUUGGACAUUGUACACAUUAUCAGCUCACUCAGAUGUUCCGGAGAUUCUACCCAAUGGAGUCUCCAGCCGAGGGCGAACGCUUUGCAGUGCGUGCACUGGCAACACACACAAACCUCAGUGCAGCUCAAGUGCAGGGACAUUUUAUGCUUUAUAAAAUGGACCCUGCCGGUGCUAUAGACAACGUUGCUCAGAUUUAAGAAUGAUGAGCUUUGGAGUAUAAUCACAACAAUUACAUGAACUACACAAAAUAAAGUGUAAAAUGGACAAAGCUGACUUGAAUAGGUAUAAGGACGUGGCUUAUGAUGGUGUGUGACCAUUUUGUCAAAAUGCACAAUAUUUGAAAUAAAAAAAGAAAGCUGUGUAUUUAUAAACUUUGGUUUUCAUGCCGUAUUUGACAACCUUUUAAAUUGUUACACAGAGACAAGAAAGUAAUGCUGUAGUGAACGGUGUACAUACAGCAGGGGUAACUUAUCAUGUUUAAAAUCAGAUUUAGUCCAACAUGCUGAAAAACCAGGCCACUAGACACUUACAAAUGCCAAUUAUGGUACUAUCAGUAUAACACAUUAAGAAAAGCACACUUUUUUGAAGAUUAAAAGUUCUAAUUUUUAGUACAUAAAUAUGUUCUACUAGACUUACCAGUAAUCUACCAGAAAGUUU